AUGUUUAUAAUGGAUGUCUUGAGUCUAAUCAAUGACUUCGACCCUCGCAUCAGUCAAAACUACAACACUUUUGGUCCCAUCAAAGCACAAAUUGAAAUAAUCCCGUGUAAAGUAUGUGGCGAUAAGUCAUCGGGUGUUCACUACGGGGUUAUAACCUGCGAGGGCUGUAAGGGCUUUUUUAGGAGAAGUCAGUCGAGUGUUGUUAACUAUCAGUGCCCGCGACAGAAGAAUUGUGUGGUCGACAGAGUGAAUAGGAAUCGCUGCCAAUACUGCAGAUUACAGAAAUGUCUAGCACUGGGAAUGUCGAGGGAUGCCGUCAAAUUUGGCCGAAUGUCCAAAAAGCAGAGGGAAAAGGUCGAGGACGAGGUUCGGUUCCAUAGGGCACAACUGGUCCGACCGCCCGGACAGACAACCAAUGGAGGACAACCGCCCACUCCGACUACCGUUCCGUCGUCUUAUCCCUCGCAGACAUCAUCGGAAACAUCUCCCGAUAGCUCUGUACUCGAGCAACAGCCACAACAGCCGUCCUCCUCGAGCCAACACGUGCCCUACAAUGCCAUCACCAAUGGGUAUGUCUACCAUCAUGGAAUGGCAACGUUUGACCUCUCGGCCACUACUACCGACUUUGUGGACAGCACUACAUUUGAACAACAGAGACAACCCAUCGACUCCCUGCCCGACACCAACGGACUCCUAUCCACUACAGUCUCACCCAAUGCUAUCAUCAAUAGUGCACACUUAGAAUUAUUGGCCAAAACUGUGUCCGAAGCUCACGCGAGGACCUGUUUGUACACAACUGAACAAAUCGUUGAUAUGAUGCGCAAACCCAACGACCAAAAUAGGAUCAUUUACUUCAAAAAUCUGUCACACGAAGACCUUUGGCUGGAAUGCGCUUCAAGACUGACAAACGUUAUUCAGCAGAUCAUAGAGUUCGCCAAAAUGGUUCCCGGAUUCAUGAAGUUAUCUCAAGACGACCAGAUUGUACUUCUCAAAGCCGGUCCGAUCUCUCUUCGAUACUUUGAUUUAUCCACAAAACAAGUAUUGUUUGGCGACGGACUUAUGCCAAAGGAUGCAUUCCUCACACAAGCAGACAUAACUGAAUCAAAAUUAGUGAACCAAUCGUUUGAUUUGGCGGAAAGUAUUGCAGACUUGAAGCUCACGGAAUCAGAGUUAGCGCUAUUCUCCGCCUAUGCCUUAAUAUCUCCGGACCGUCACGGCUUGAAAGGCAUUGUCGAUAUCCAGCGUCUCAAUCAAGCCAUCGUCAAAGCGCUGAGGUUUGAGUUGAGUCGGACUCACGUCAAGCCAUUCAAAGGAGAUGUCAGUGUUUUCGAUGCCCUCAUAAAUAAGAUCCCAUUAUUGCGAGAGUUAAAUAUGCUUCACAUGGAAGCGCUCUCCAAAUUCCGACGCGCCUCUCCUCACAUGGAGUUCCCACCCCUUCAUAAAGAACUCUUUUCCAUUGAUAUCUAA
Messenger RNA from Medioppia subpectinata, 1467 nucleotides. NCBI's taxonomy places the organism in Eukaryota, Metazoa, Arthropoda, Arachnida, Sarcoptiformes, Oppiidae. The record is from the annotation of a GenBank genome assembly.